Molecule: messenger RNA, 1863 nt
Organism: Kickxella alabastrina
Lineage: Eukaryota; Fungi; Kickxellomycota; Kickxellomycetes; Kickxellales; Kickxellaceae
Exons: 1
Coding region: 38-1807 (589 amino acids)
Source: RefSeq, a predicted model, not a curated record
CUUGUAUAUAAAUAUAAUAAUACAAUUACUUGUUUUCAUGAAUAAAAUGAAUUUCCAACAUUUGCCGUCAGUGGUAAUACACAACAUUGCGCAUUUUUACAAGGAGAGCAGUCGCGCAUACUACUCUUUGCAUCAUACACAGAUUGUUGCUGAACUUGGCUCACAACAACUGCCGUUUCUUGCGGUGUGCCAAAGCUGGCGCGCAGCAGUUCUCAGAGACAUGUAUAGCACGCUUAAAAUUGACCUACAAACCCACCACAUCAACAGCGUAUGCUUUAAACAAUGCAACCGCUUAGUAAAAAUAAGUACGCGUUGUCCUGAAACCCUUGAGCGUCAGCACGUCUUGCGAGUCAAAGUAAAUGUCGAUAUCAGCCAAAUUUUAAGCGGGUUUGCCCUGAGUGCGCUUUGCCAGCACCCAUUUGCCGAGUGGGUGUUCCCAAGCUGUCGCAGCUUAACGCUUCAUAUUGACUGCAAUCAUUCAACAAUAUCUGAGAACAGCAGCAGCAGCCGGGCAAAAGAAAACGUGGAUGCGUUUGUUCGACAAUUGAGCAAAAUGGCACCACAUGCAGGCGGCGCCAAGGUGGUCUUUAACAAAACCAGUGCGAUCAAUGGCAUACUCGGUGUGUUUGCUGGUCAGCUACUCGCUCACCUAUGCCGAGACAAACGGCGAGUCUUGUAUUCCGCUGAUCUUGGAAUUGAAUACUCGAGCUUUAAGCAAUUGCAUUGUGAUAAACUGACGCAUCUGCGAUUUGACUGGGAUUCCAACCACAUGGCAUUUGUUCGGCUCGCACAAGUCCAAUCCGGCACACUGUUCAGCCUGACUGCUUGCUCGCUGCAAGUGCAUGACCUCGACACACUGAUUCUCGGCAGUAAUGCAGAACCAGUAAUAUUUAGGAAUAUUAGCUACCUGCGCCUGGUGUUUUCAAAAACAGAUGGUGACUUUUCGACUCGCACGCCUAUUGACAGAGCCACUGCCAUAUUCCCAAACCUGCAGACCAUACUGAUUGAUGGUGAAUACACGCUGUGCAAUGACAUGCUCUUCAGGGGAGACCGCAGCGCACUGAGGCAACUACGACUGACAAUAAACCCUCGCACUCUGGACACCCUAUGCGCUAGCGGCGCGCUUGUCAGACAAAAGUACAGCUCGCUCAGAUGCGUGGCACUGGGCGCCACCGGGUUCCACUCUGGGACCAGCACACAGUCGGACAAGUUGCUUCAAUUGCUCACCAACAUGUCAGCCUGCGCGCGCAUACUGGAUAUCUCCCGAAUGGUCAGACAUGACGAGGCAUCUAUCGCCCCGUCAAAACUCGUGCGCGGCAUAUCGUUUGGCAAACUUGGCCACAACCUGCAAGUGCUGGACAUGGGCACCUGUGAGCUGGGCUACUUUGAAAUGCUCUCUGUUAUUGGCGCAAUGUCGCAUCUAACCGACCUGCACUGCAAGCCUCUGGACUUUGAGAGCACAUUUAGUUUCAUGCCAGAAUCCAAAGUGUACCAAUUUAUGAGCGAGACUUUUGGCCCUUUAAACACCAACUUUAGGUUCUGGCGCGUUGGUGCAGUUGGCACGAUCAGCAUGAAGAGUUUGGCCAAGAUGGCUAUAAUGACGGCUAUUAUUUGUCCAAACUUUAUGUUUGCAAGUGUCGCUCCCAAAAACAAGGACGAGUAUGAGCGCCAUAUAAGCAAGGCACUCGGGGCGCCCGAGACAAAUGAAUACAUUGAACGGAUUCGGCCGCUACUCUGCGACCACUACGGCUCGAGCAACCAUUGCCUGGCGACACGCUUUAUGGAAAAGAAAACAACUAUUUUUUGAGAGUAUAUUUUAUUUGUUGUUGCGAAUGUGUCGCCAUCGUUGAACAUGGGGUUUAA